CAGUAGCAAAAGACAAACAAUUUAACAUCUUGUAGCAAACCCUCAAACCCCCCUCCCUCCCCUUUCGGCCAGAGCUACAAUUAUUCAGAUCCGAAGAUGGUGCAGCGCCUCACUUACCGGAAACGCCACAGCUAUGCCACCAAAUCCAAUCAGCACCGGGUCGUUAAAACCCCCGGUGGAAAGUUGGUUUACCAGACCACAAAGAAGAGAGCCAGUGGUCCCAAGUGCCCUGUUACUGGCAAGAGAAUUCAAGGGAUUCCUCACUUGAGGCCGGCUGAAUACAAAAGGUCUAGGCUAUCAAGGAACAGGAGGACCGUUAACCGUGCCUAUGGUGGUGUGCUGUCCGCUGGUGCUGUGCGUGAGAGGAUCAUCCGAGCUUUCUUGGUAGAAGAGCAAAAGAUUGUGAAGAAGGUUCUGAAGCUUCAAAAGACGAAAGAAAAGCAAGGUGGAAAGAGUUAAGUGAGGUUUGCAAUUAGUAAUGUGAUUGAAAGAAAUUUUGGCUUCAACACCAAAUAUUAUAAGAUGUCAACUUAUUGAUUCUUGUGAGAGAUAUUGAUCUUUUUUAAGUUUUAAUGAGUUUGUUUCAUUUGAAUUUUACGCUUACUGGGUCGGAUUGUGAUCUUAUCAGUGU
Molecule: messenger RNA, 631 nt
Organism: Helianthus annuus (common sunflower)
Lineage: Eukaryota; Viridiplantae; Streptophyta; Magnoliopsida; Asterales; Asteraceae
Product: 60S ribosomal protein L34
Exons: 4
Coding region: 97-459 (120 amino acids)
Biological process (GO): translation; ribosome biogenesis
Cellular component (GO): ribosome; cytosolic large ribosomal subunit
Molecular function (GO): structural constituent of ribosome
Source: RefSeq, a predicted model, not a curated record